Messenger RNA from Pistacia vera, 2049 nucleotides. RefSeq names its product putative disease resistance RPP13-like protein 3. The transcript is spliced from 2 exons. Gene Ontology annotation, molecular function: ADP binding. The record is from RefSeq and is a predicted model, not a curated record. Gene Ontology annotation, biological process: defense response to other organism. Lineage: Eukaryota; Viridiplantae; Streptophyta; Magnoliopsida; Sapindales; Anacardiaceae. The coding region runs from base 51 to 2015 and encodes 654 amino acids.
UUGUAAUACAUAGUAGUACGCUACGGUGGAAUCUCAUCAAACACAUUCAAAUGCGAUAUCAAGUCAAUUCUCAGAUUCGGAAGAUCAAAAGAAGGGUUACAGAGGUUAAGGAAAGAAGGGACCGUUACGGUAUUCUCGCCUCUGAAGCUCAGAUUAUUUAUCGCCCUUCAUCUAAGAGCACUGGUGCAGCUACACCUUUUGCUCGGGAGGAUGACAUUUUGGGAAUUGACGAUGAUGUGGAACAGAUUAUGAAAUCAUCACUGGCGGGAAGGCCGAAUCGUCGAAGAGUUAUUUCUGUAUUUGGUAUGGGCGGUUUGGGGAAAACUACUCUUGUUAAAGAAGUUUACAAGAGAGUUAAGGCCAGCUUUGAUUGUCAUUCUUGGGUAUCUAUAUCGCCAUCCUACGAUUUAAUAGAUGUCCUUAAGGCUGUGUUAUUCGAGUUUAAAUCAAGCAGAAAAGAGGCAGCUUUGGAUAUAAUGGACGACGUUAAUGAGGGACAGUUGCAAGAGAGGACCUAUCGUUACCUGGAGAACAAGAAUUACUUGUUAGUUGUUGAUGAUUUAUGGGAAGCUCAACUUUGGGAUGAACUGAAGCAAGCGUUGCCAAGAGACCGAGGUCUGGUUAUAUUUACUUCAAGGAUACGGGAUAUAGCUUCAAAGGUGGAAGACAAUUGCCACAUUCAAGAGCUGCAACAUCUUCCUCAUGAGUUGGCCAGGGACAUUUUCUGCCGAAAGGCAUUUGGGGAGGAGAUGACUUGUCCUAGAGAAUUGGAAGCAUUAACAGAGGCCAUAAUAAGAAGGUGUGAAGGGUUACCACUCGCAAUUGUAAACCUUGCAGGUCACUUGUCUAGGACGGAAUCAAAGCAACAAGAAAUGCAGUCCUUACUCCAUGAUCUUGAUUGGGAGCAUAACCACAGUACUGAUCUUGAGCGACUAAACAAGGUCUUGGUAUGUAGCUACAAUCACCUACCAUAUUACCUUAAAUAUUGCUUCUUGUACAUUGGUUUGUUCCUUGAAGAUUAUGAGAUCGGGAGAAAGAGACUAAUCAGAAUGUGGGUCGCAGAAGGCUUUGUUAAAAAAACUUCUCAGAAAUCAGAAGAGGAAGUUGCCAACAGUUAUUUUAAGCAGCUUAUUGACAGGAGUAUGAUCCAAUCCAUUACCUUGCAUGCCCGAGAUGUGGUGAAAGCUUGUAAAUUACACAAUCUAAUGCGUGAAGUUGCAACCCAGAUGUUCAAGGAAGAGAAAUUUGGAGCCAUUUUGGUUGAUAGGAAUAAUGAAAUUGAAGACAGACAACGUAGAUUAUCAGUCUACAGCAAUGCCGAAAAUAUCCCAGCAAAUAUAGGUAAUUUGAAUCUACGCUCCUUUCUCCUGUUUAGAGCAACUGAAAUGUCAUCUUCUGCAUUAAGAAAAUUGUUAGCAGAACUCAGGCUUGUCAGACUGUUGGAUCUACAAGGAGUUGGUAUUGAAAGUUUACCGGAUGAAGUUGGGGACCUGAUCAACUUGCGGUAUCUAGAUUUGCGAGGCACCAUGAUAAAAAAUCUACCCAACUCAAUGAAGAAUUUGCGAAAUCUACAAACUUUGGAUAUCAGAAACACAAAUGUCAGCACAUUGCCUCGUGGAAUCAACAUGCUUACGGAGCUGAGACAUCUCCAUAUGGCAAGCUUCUUUGAACGUGAUAAUAAAGAUUUUCUGAAGAUACCUAAGGGAAAACUGUGUUUUAAGGAACUCCAGACACUCUCCGGCAUAGAUUGUGACCAAAAUUUUAUGAAACAACUGAGGAGCUUAACCAACUUGAGGAAGUUAUACAUUGGAGGAAUUACAGGAUCAAUUAAAUCCGCUUUUGAGGUCUCCACCUCGUUUGGAGAAAUUAAAAUUGCAAGGGUCUCUCAGAAGAUUGCCAAGUUGGUUUCAGUCUCUAAAUUGCCUCCAUACAUUGUGCUUAUACAAGAACUUUAUAGAAGACGACCCUUUUCCAAUCCUGGAACAAUUACCCAAUCUUCUUGUUCUCACUCUUAGCAUCUUCUGCAUUUUUAUGCAGAGAUAUAUGUUG